CUUGUUUGGCGCGUUCAGCAAACUUCAAUCUCUUCCUCCUUGCUUGCGGCCCUUACUUCGCUGAAAAUGGGAAAGCGCAAGGCUUCGUCGAAGAAAGCAGAAGGCUCGCGCAAAAAGACGAAGAUUGUCCACAAAAACCCAGAUGAUCUGCCCUGGAAGACUGUCAAGCGCCCGGUAGUCGCGGGGUUGGACGGCGACGAUGGUAUCCUGGAACUGGAGGAGGUGGAGGAUGUGGAGGUGGUGUACGAGGAAACGGAAGGGGGAAGAGUCGCGCGAUUCAAUGUCCUACGCGCCGGGGGCGAAGACGAAGGCGACUUCGAUAUGAAGGAGAUCAGCGGGUUAGAGGAGGAGAUGGAGGAUGAUGAGGACGCCGAUCAGGAGCCGUCACCAUCAGAGUUGGGCGAAGCGCCUAACUUCGAGGGACUCGAGGAGGGAUCCUCGGAAUACCACGAGGUGACUCCUGAGGGUGAUUACGAGGAAUGGGUGCCGUUCACCCAGACAGGCUUAGCUGUGGACGAAGAGCCGAACGCGCUCGAUACGCCCACAUCAUUGGAGGAAUGGGAACCUUACGCGCUGCAUCCCCAACUACUAAAGACACUGCAAGCGCGCAACUUCCUCAAACCGACACCCAUCCAGGCCGCCGCCCUCAUCCCCGCCCUUGCUGGUCGUGACGUCGUCGGUGUCGCUCAGACAGGCUCCGGAAAAACCCUCGCGUACGGUCUCCCCAUCCUCCACCAUCUCCUCGAGAACCCCCACAAGUCCACGACCGGUGAGAAGCGCCCCGUCCGCGCCCUCAUUCUCGCACCUACGCGCGAGCUUGCACUGCAAGUGUCCUCGCAUCUGAACGCGUGUCUCAACACCGUCGAUGAGGCGCCUGAAAGCAGGCCCGAGGCAGCUGAAGUCAAGUCUGACGCGCCUAGCAAGUCGGCGAAGAAGGGGAAGAAGGGUGGCAAGGGUGACAAGAAUUCGGAUGCGCAGACGAAUGCCAAGAAGCCGCCUCCUCCGGUCAGCGUUGCCGCGCUCGUUGGAGGGAUGUCACUGCAGAAGCAGAAGCGGAUCCUGGGGCGCGGGGUGGAUGUGUUGGUGGCGACGCCCGGGCGGUUGUGGGAUGUCAUCCAGGAGGAUGACGACCUUGCGAGGAGUAUCAAGAACCUGAAGUUCCUCGUCCUCGACGAGGCGGACCGCAUGAUCGAAGCCGGUCAUUUCGCCGAGCUCGACAACGUCCUCCGGCUAACGCUUAGGGCUAACAAAAACGACCAAAUCCAGACCGAAGUUGGCGAGGAAGUCGAGGACGAACGCGAAGAUGACGACGAGAACAUCCAAGACGGUCUUCAGACCUUCGUCUUCUCGGCCACCCUCAGCAAGGAUUUGCAGCGCAACCUCAAGAAGCGCAAGGCCCCCGGGAAGAGUCGCAAGCCGCGCGCAGCGCCUGCUUCGACGCUAGAUGACCUUCUUAUGCGUCUGGACUUCCGCGACGAAGAACCAGAAGUGAUCGACCUGAGCCCGAAGGGCGGCGUGGUCUCUACACUGAAGGAGAGCAAGGUUGAGUGUGUGGUGUCGGAUAAGGAUGUGUAUCUGUAUUACUUCCUAUUGCGCUACCCUGGGCGAUCGCUUGUCUUCCUCUCCGCCAUCGACGGUAUCCGGCGUCUACUACCCCUUAUGGAACUUCUGGAGAUCAAAGCGUUCCCCCUCCAUUCCCAACUCGAGCAAAGGCAACGAUUGAAAAACCUGGAUCGGUUCAAGUCGACGCCGAACUGCGUACUCCUCGCGACGGACAUUGCCGCGCGCGGACUGGACAUACCCGCGGUCGACCACGUCCUACAUUACCAGAUACCGCGCUCGGCCGACGCGUACAUCCACCGGAACGGCCGCACGGCGCGCGCCAACGCGGCGGGCUUCAGCAUGCUCAUGUGCGCGCCGGAUGAGCGCAAGGUGGCGCGCUCAUUGCUCAACAGCGUCGGGAGGCAAUUUGACGACAUACCCGAGCUCCCUGUGGAGCGCAGCCUCUUCGACAAGCUCAAGGCGCGCAUCCAGCUCGCAAAGCAGAUUGAUACGGCGCAGCACCGCGUGAAGAAGGAGAAGCACGAGCGGAAGUGGAUGCGCGAGGCCGCGGACGCGAUGGAGGUCGAGCUCGACUCGGACUUCAUGUCCGACUCGGAGAGCGAAGCGCCGAGCAAGCGACAGAAGAAGGCGGCAAAUUCGAAGACGGCAGCGCUCAAGGCGCAGCUCAAAGAGCUGCUAGCUCAGCCACUGGUCGCUCGUGGCGUGUCGACGAAGUAUAUCACUUCGGGGAGUCGGCCCAUUGUUGACGACUUAUUGGCGGGAGAGAGCAAUGAGUCGCUCAUCGGGCUCAAGAAAUCGGAGGCGCGCAAUGACCUUGUUCAUACCAAGAAGAAAAGAAAGCAGCCGUCAUGAUUAGGUAGUAUUAUGUGACGCAUUCACGCCCUUGCGAAUAUCGCCCUUGCAAGCCACCUUCAGCCACAUUCGGCAAGUAGUGCACUCAUCUAUAUGCACAGACAAAGGGCUCGAACUAAUAUAGCAGAAAUGAAGCGCGCGUGCAUUCAUCAUGAAAGCCACUGCAUCGCCUGGAAUGUUGCUUUUGUCUGGCGUUCAUUUCGCUACGCGGCGUUGUCGCAGCGCCUUUUGCGUAUUCAUGAAUCUUGUCG
Schizophyllum commune H4-8 is the source of this 2666-nucleotide messenger RNA. Its product is annotated as DEAD-domain-containing protein. The transcript is spliced from 13 exons. The record is from RefSeq and is a predicted model, not a curated record. Lineage: Eukaryota; Fungi; Basidiomycota; Agaricomycetes; Agaricales; Schizophyllaceae. The coding region runs from base 67 to 2415 and encodes 782 amino acids. Gene Ontology annotation, molecular function: nucleic acid binding; RNA helicase activity; ATP binding. Gene Ontology annotation, cellular component: nucleolus.